AUGAACAAGAGCAGAAGGACGAUUUACGCUAUGCAGGCGGCGGCUGUACGUUCCUCAUUGGCGUGGUGGAUCCUCCUCGUCACGUGCCCCGGUCUCCCCAACGGCCGACCCAACGACUCGCCGCCACACGGCUCUCCUACUGAUCAAGGUGAUGAUGUGGUGGCGUCUACAGUGAACGGCAGGCUUCGGGGUAGAAAAGAACACGUGACGGACGACAACAUGCAGGUCUACAUCUUCCAGGGUGUGCCCUACGCCAGGCCGCCUUUGGGAGACUUAAGGUUCCAGGCCCCCCUCCCCCAUGCGCCAUGGACUGGUGUCAGAAACGCUACCCGGCACGGCGCUCAUUGUGCCCAGGACAUCCCCGAUGGCCGGUGGUUCUUCCACAGCAUCCCCCUGUUCAUGCCUCACGACAGGAUCAGCGAGGAUUGUCUCUUCCUAGACGUGUACACACCGACCAUGGACACGUCAGCUCGACUAGCGGUGCUGUUCUUCAUUCACGGCGGCGGUUUGUUCUCUGGCAGCGGUGCACAGUACGAUGGCCGGGCCCUGGCCGCGCUGGGUAACAUCGUCGUGGUCAUCAUCAACUACAGGUUAGACGCUCUGGGAUUUUUAGGCACUGGAGACGAGAAAACUCCGUGGAACGUCGGGUUCUUAGACCAGAUCAGCGCGCUUCGUUGGGUACAAAGUAACAUCCAUUUUUUCGGCGGGGACCCCGAACAGGUGACCAUAGCAGGACAGUCUGCGGGCGGGCUGAGUGUGGACCUCCUGGUGCUUUCCCCCCUCACCGACGGCUUGUUCCACCGGGCAAUAUCCCAAAGCGGCGCGGCCAUGACAAUACCACCCCACGUAUACACAAACAAACGCCUUCCAGUGGAUGACUUCGUCAGGUCUUCAUGGAUGUGCCCAGAAAAUCUCCCUCUUUCGGAGACUUUGGCGUGUCUGAGAAAUGCAUCAACAGAAGAUUUCGUAAAGGUGUUGCCGAAGACGGCGUGGAACGGGCCUGUCGUUGACGGUUUCUUCUUACCGGAUCACCCGAAAACGCUGUUGAAGAAUGGGCCGGUGAAGAACAUUGAGUACCUCUUGGGUGUCACCAAUCAUGAGUUGGGUUAUAUCGUUCUGGGAGAAAAUGCCUGGUUUUGGAACUAUAUUACUAACCACUGCCGGAGAGACAUCCGGAGAAAAAUCGUCCUUUCAUAUGGGAACCAUUUUCAGUGUAAGGAAGGAGUCGACUUGAGCAAGUUCAUCCCCAAUGCCCUGUUGGACCUGUACAUGGAAGAACUGGAUCCACUGAACCAGAUCCUCGGAGAUAUUAUCAUGACGGUUCCCACGGUCAACACGGCGAUGUACGCAGCAGAUAUCCCUGUGUACCUGUACGAGUUCCAACAUCGUCCCUCCUGGCACCACAACAAGCCCGACCACAUCAAAGCUGACCACGGGGACGACCUGCUGUUUGUGUUCGGCGCUCCUUUCUUCGACUGGCCGAGAAACCCGGAAAACACGACCUGGAGACUGAACUUCACGGAGGAUGAGCGAGCUCUCAGUCGGAAGCUUUUGUCCUACUGGACAAACUUCGUGAAAACUGGGGACCCCAACAGGCGAGACACCGACACCACACCCGACCUUGACCUUGAGACAUGGCCUCGCUACUCCAGAGAAGACCAGGCUUACCUGCAACUCGACCUUAACAUAUCAACUGCCCACCGCUUAAAGGAACAAAAAGUCCAACUCAUCAACAACAUGCUGACGUGUUCUUCGGCAGGUGUCCGUCUGGACAGGACUUGGACACUUACAACACUCUGUCACUGUCUUCUGGUAUCAGUCUUGUAUCUUGGAAUAUCUUAAAAUCAGAUCAUCGUAUGUAACUGCUGUAAAGAAGCUUAAGCUUGUAAAGAAGCAGUGGUGCGUAUUGCCUGCCUUCAAGCGAAUAAUUCUGUGGCCCA
Branchiostoma belcheri (Belcher's lancelet) is the source of this 1940-nucleotide messenger RNA. RefSeq names its product carboxylesterase 5A-like. The record is from RefSeq and is a predicted model, not a curated record. NCBI's taxonomy places the organism in Eukaryota, Metazoa, Chordata, Leptocardii, Amphioxiformes, Branchiostomatidae. Bases 1 to 1842 code for a protein of 613 amino acids. The transcript is spliced from 8 exons.